Molecule: messenger RNA, 7005 nt
Organism: Drosophila simulans
Lineage: Eukaryota; Metazoa; Arthropoda; Insecta; Diptera; Drosophilidae
Gene: Atf3
Product: activating transcription factor 3
Exons: 5
Coding region: 1441-3261 (606 amino acids)
Biological process (GO): regulation of transcription by RNA polymerase II
Cellular component (GO): nucleus
Molecular function (GO): RNA polymerase II cis-regulatory region sequence-specific DNA binding; DNA-binding transcription factor activity, RNA polymerase II-specific
Source: RefSeq, a predicted model, not a curated record
CGUCAGAGCGGCGCGUCGGUCGCUUGGCAGUGCUUCGCGUCAACCGGACUCGAACGCAACGCCGCCACAGCGAGCCGACGCUCCACCAACCCACCCUUUUCCGCUCCACCCCGUUUCUCAGGCACAGCCGUAGCCACAUCCACUGGCACUGGCACUGCCGUUCUUAUUAGAUUUUAUGGCGGCUCCGACUUAGAACACAAACAACAAGCACAAGCACAAGCACAUCGACGGUCGGUCGGUCGGCCGCGCCUUUGGCCGUUUCAGUUGCCAUCCGUUUCUUCGUUCUCGCGCCGUUAGAAUCGCACUGUGGCGCAGUCGCUCCUCUGCCGACGUCGCUGCCACUGGCUGACUUAUUGGCUUUAAGCGAAUUUGAACGUCGCUCGAACUUUUAUUCAACGUGUUGGAUUCAUCGUGUGAGCAACUCUGAAUCGCUACAAAUGCGCAGCGGAAACUGAAAACUGAAAAACACAAACCAAAAACACAAAACGAAAACACAAAAUCCCCCUGAAAAAUACAAACUAAGCCCCCAAAAUAAUCCGCGAUACGCAAGUGUUAAAUGCGAUAUUGAAGAAAAACGUACAUAGUAAUACAUAUAAAUAAUAUCGCCUUAAAAUCUAAGAGAUUUAAUAAUAUUUUUUUGAAGUGUUGAACCCAUUAAGUGCUUUAAACGACGACAACAACAACUACCAAAAUGCCUUGCAAAAGCAUCACGCUUUAGUGGUACAAAACCAAGUGUUACAAGUCCCCCCACCCACCCUUUUCGCAAAGCCCCCAUUCAAAACUGAUAGCAAGGGAGGCCCAAACAGGUGUCCGCCUGCCGAAAGGCCAACGAAACGCACCAGCGACAAUCAGAUGGGCAGAACUGCUCUUGGAGCAAGAGAGAGAUUUCCCAGCAGCUCAGCUCAGAGCUCAGUGUGGUGCAGACCGGCGAUUCUUGCAUUUAUUGAUUCGAUGCCGAUGUGAAGGGAGGUGCCGGCUGUCCGACGUUCAACGCAUUGCAUUCGCUCGGCCUUAGCGCUCUGAGCAACAACAAAAGUCGGGGAUCUGAGCCGAUGGAACCGAUGGAUCGACCUUACUCCUCUGCCGCCGGCCCCCUAAGAACCCCAAUCCCAAUCGAACCGAAGGAAACAACACUCUAGACAGCAAAGACUCCUCGAGUUUGACAUGUGAUAAGCAAAAAAGUGAAAAGUGUGUGCCUCUAAAAUCCAAUAUAUAAUAUAUAUACAAAUACACAUAUACACAAGAGAUAUAUAGAACAAACAACUUUUUGAACAGUCCAACAAAACAAAUGCAACGCGUAGGCCUUUAACUGUGAUUUAACAAUACAUACAUAGCAAACAAACGAAAAAAAAAAACAAAAAACCCCAGUUUGUUACGAUUAAUUUUAGUUCGGUUUAGUUUUCGUUUUAUUUACCGUGCGUGCAACCGUCGACGUCGACCAUGUUCAAUUCCAACAUACCGGCCUCCUCGCUGCUGAGCAUCGACAGCGGCGGCCUCCUGAUGGGCGGCCAUACGCCGAAGACGCCAGAGAUCCUCAACUCGCUAAUUGCCAUGACCAAUCCGCUGGAGAACUUUAGCUACAGUUCAGCAGCGGCGGCCGCGGCGGCAGUUUCCGUCGCAUCCUCAUCUGCAUCCUGCAGUGCCGCCUCCACGCCGGUGGUCACCGUGCGCCACUUCAACGGCCAUCCCAAUGGUCAGUCGCACUCGCAGGACAGCAGUCAUUCCAGUUGCUCCGGAUCACCGCUCGACUCCCCAGCGGGCACGGCCACCACACCAAGCGUGCAACAGACCUGUUCGCGCCUGAUCAAGGAGGGCCUGAAGCUGUCCAUCCAGAGCAAGCGCAAGCUGUCCACCUGCGACUCAAGCUCCGGAUCGGAGCAGCCGCACUCCAAGUACUCGCGACGCAGUAGCAACCACAACGGGCACAGCGGCAGCAGCAACAACUACAGCGGCAGCAUGAGCAACGCCAACGAUUUGGACGACGACUGCGAGGAGUCCAGCGACGACGACAGCGAAACCAAGUCACAGCCCAAGGGACUAACUCCGGAGGACGAGGACAGACGGCGAAGGCGCCGCGAGCGGAAUAAGAUUGCGGCCACCAAGUGCCGAAUGAAGAAGCGCGAACGCACACAAAACCUGAUCAAGGAGUCGGAGGUCCUGGACACCCAAAACGUGGAGCUAAAGAACCAAGUGCGUCAGCUGGAAACCGAACGGCAAAAGUUGAUGGACAUGCUGAAAUCGCACGGAUGCCAGCGAGCCGGAGGCUGCCAGCUGCCCAGCCAACUGCUCCAAUCGCCGGCCCAGAAAUAUCUCAGCGAACUGGAACUGGAAACGGUGAGCAUCGACGGUCCCAACUCCGGUAACAACAACCAGCGGCUGCAGAGCAUACCCUCGAUGGCCACCUUCAAGUAUGGCUCAAAAACGGCGGCGGCCAUGGCCCAACAACUGCCCAAUGGCUACUGCAAGCCUUCGCCCAGCGCCCAGGAAUUCGAGCACGCCGGCUACCAGCAGCAGCAGCAACAGCAGCCACAGUCCCUGAAUCCCGCCGGCAACAACGUGGUUGACCAGCAGCAGGCCAAUCCCAGUCCCAGUCUGCUUUCCGACUACGUUCCCAACUGCGACGGCCUGACUGGCAGUGCCAGCAGCCACCCCAAUCACAACAACAACAACAGCAGCAGCGGCGCCAGCACCAACACCAGCAAUAACAACAGCAACAUCAGCAGCCACAGCAGCAACGCCACUAGCAGUACAACGCCCACCGCCACCAGCAGCGCCAUUGAGUUCGUGAAGAACGAGCUGGUGGACUCGCAGAGUCCCUACACCACCGCCCUCAGUGCGGAAAGGUUCUUGUUCGAGCCCAGCGAUGGCUUUCCGGACAUCAAGCACGCCUGUGUUUUGCCCUCGCCCUGCGGCAUCAAUGGCCUCAACAUGGCCAGUGUGGUGAACACGAACGGGAGCACCGGCAACAAUAAUAACAGCCACCAUAAUAAUAAUAACAACAACAACAAUCACCUGAUGGACUUCCACCAGGGCCUGCAGCAUGGCAACAUUGGGGCCGGAGUGGGCGUUGGCGUCGGAGUUGGUGUGGGAGUGGGAGUCGGAGUGGGCGUGAUGACGCCCUACGAUGACGAGCAGUUGCUGCUGCUGAAGAAUGGAUGCUUUGCCACCGAUCUGCUGUCGCAACUAGUGGAGGAGGGCGGCGAGUAUGUCGACCUGGACUCAGCCACUGCCUUCAUGAACAACGGCAGUUGCCUGGCGUGAGGAAGGGCGCCGGACAGGGAGCGGGAUCGAGACCGCGACCUGCUGCUUCCAGCCUUCGAACAGCCAAACACUCAGCAACAGCAGCAAGCAGUCCAAUACCCGGCCGGGAAGGAAGAGCCACCGGCCAGUCCACAGCUUGAUGGGCAGGUUCAACUCGAACUCGAAAUGGAGCUGCAACUCGGAGAGGAGCAGGAUCCGGCUUGGACUCAUGUAGACUACUGGUGCUAGGGCAUCAUCAUCCACACAUUAAUGUUAAUCUUAAACGCCACUCAUCGACUAAGCAGGAGUACAGUAAAAAAAAGCCGCAGUUCCCUUCAAACCCCAACAACCAAUCCGUAGCGCAGAUCCCAUUUCAUUCAAUGCGAUCCCUGUUAUCAGUUAUAUAACUAAAACUUUCUUUCUUUCAAAAUCAAAGCCAGAUAUUUCUUCCUAGCCUACAACUCUCUUACAUAGAAUUGAAAGCAGACCACAGAUAAUUUUUUGAGCCACUUGCUUUUCGGAUUCUUUUAUCCUAAGCAAACUUUAAAUCGCUACUAUUUAACACACGCAAUCCAAGAUCUUCCAAUAGCAGAGUUCCCCUCAAAGGUCUGGAUCCCGCGAUUCAAUCAAGGACCACUCGAAUAAAAUCCCCAACCCGAGAUACAUCCCCGCCCCCAAGAACCCCCAUACCUUGAUCCCAAGUCCGCCUGGAGCCGGCAUCCAGCCUGUGGCUUGACUACCUCAUGAAGCAAGAAGCAGAAACAAUUAACAAGUAACUAUCAUUAAAGAGCUGUAAGGAGUAAGGUGUAAAGAGCGUAGAACAAUGGACAAAAGGCAGAAACAAAAGCAGAAGCAGAAACGAGAGCACACAAACACACGCGCAGCGGUGAAAGAAACACUUGCACAACUGUACAUAACCAAAUUUUUAUACAUUAACUAGGUAUAUCGAUUAACAUUCCAUUGCAAGCCUGCGAGAAAAGCAAGUCGAGGGAAGAAGAGCAGUAAUCAACUGCUAGCAGUCACAUCCGCAUCAGUAAUUAUUAAUUUUAAUUUGUUCGAUUCUUUCAAGCAUACAUAGAUUUGUUUGCUCUUUGCUCCCAUCAAAGCCUUAACCAUUACAUAUAUUAAUAUGCUUAUAAAUGUAUAAACAAUCGAGAGAUUAGAGAGAAAUAUUCGAGAUGAGAAGCAGAAGCAGUAACAGAAGGAGGAAGCCCAUGCGAUAUGACGUUUGAUAUUUUUUUCUAAAACCUAGGCUUAGUCAGUGAUAAACCCAAUAUGUAUAUAUACCGCAUAUAUAUACAGACUUAUAUAUACAUUUAUGAAUUUUUGUUUUUUUUUUGUGUCCAUAAAUCGUAAGCUAUGUUUAAAAAAAUAAGUAAAAUUGCCUUACUCAAACAUUAAAUCGACAAAAAAAAAAAGAUCUUUGAAUUGACCACUAAACCUAAAUUACUAAUCUACACUUUGUUAAAUCUUUUGCAAAACUAAUCUAUAUAUACCAGAACAACAAAAUAUAUAAUUAUAAUAUAUAUACAAGAGAUAUAUGGAGAAAGAUGAAAUGUAUUAUGUAUAAAUUGGUGGAAUCGAAGACCUUAAAGUGCUGCUAAAUUUGAAACUUUACAACUCCUUCUAACGUGCGCCUUAUUAAAAUUUUGUAAUUUAUACUAUAUACAUAUGGUAGGAAAAGUCGAGGGAUAUAUAUAUGUAUAUAUAUAUACAAGCGUGUACUAAAUCGAGGUUAAACUUAUAUUUGUGUGUUUAUUGCUUGAUUAACGAGAUAUAUACAUAAUUAUACACAGAUAAAGCAGUUAAUUAUAUAUACAAGUGUGUGUACAAACAGCUGUGAACACCAAAAAGUGGCCUAAAGGAGAAUCCAAACAAAACCCAAACAAAAGUAAUUCCCCCAACAAGUGCUUUGAAAUUAUUUCGUAUUUGUAAUUGCCUCGAGCUGAAAAGAGUUAACCAACGAUACCGAUAAACGAUAAGCGAUAUAAGUAUAUCUAUGUUAAAUACGCAAACUAUUUAUAACAUGUAACGAACCCGAUGAGCUUGUCAAGCUUUUUGAGCACCGCCUUUUUCUCUAGAUCUACCAAGUCUACCAUAAUGUUAUGUCACCACGAUACUUCUCAAAUAACACUCAAGAAUGCGUGCCUAAUUGUCCCAAUUGUACGAUAUUCACGCAUACAACCGACAAAAAGCCUUUCCAUUGGAAAUGAAACUUUAAGAUUAAAAAUUGUAUUGAGCAUACCUUAAGAAAAGUUUACCUCACACACACAGAAACACUCGCACACAACACGACACAACAAACACACACACACAUAGAAGGAACCCUAGAAAAUUGUAGGGUGGGACUUCGCUCGCCGACAAUUGAUAUUACAUACAAUACGUUCAGCUUCCAACAAAAUUACCCAAAAUAUACAAAAACAAAAAAAAAAACAAAAAAAAAUACUUUAACAAAGUUUUAACAACUCAGGUCAGGCGAGCGGAGCGCUGCCAGGGUUGCCACCACAUUCGAUGUUAAAUGUAAUUCGUAACUGUAAAUGUUAACUGUAACUGUAAUGGCAAAAUGCAAUCAAGUCCACGAUGUUAGCCCCGCUUGUAAAGAUUAUUUUAUUUAUUUUUGUAUUAUUUCCCAAGUUGUUCUUUGUUUUCGAUUAAUGUUCUCUAAUAUAUAUAUAUCUAAAAUAUGACCAUAACGAGUGGCGUUUCAGUUCUUGAGUUUUGGGAUUGGGGACUCUCUUCUGCCAGCAGCUGAAAUAAUAGCGGAAAUAUCCUUUAAUUAAUAGAGCAUUGUAGGAGUAGAUCAACAUCAUCGGAACAACAGAACACCACCAUCCAUCGCUCUCACCCACGCAGGACUCAUCGAUUCUUUAGUGGCGCAUCUGCAUUUUCCCCACCUUGACCUUGACCUCGACCUCGAACUCUGACCUUGACCUGGGCCCGGACCCUCAUUCUUAGCUUUUAGUUUUAGGUUACACAAUGUUUUUUUCGACGAAAACUAAAUAACUUAAACACAACAUGCGCUACAAAAGUACCUGGACAAAUGUAACGAUACACGAUAAACAAUAACAAUAGAUCAGUCUUUGUUAUUACAUUGAAAAACGAAAUCGAUACCCGAACUCAGCUGCAGGCAGAAACGGGAAACACAAUCCAAUCCCCAUGAAAACCCAAAAAAGCCGACAAGAAGGUCCGUUUAAUUGUAUAGCUCUAGGCCUAUAAUAUAUAUCCAUGUAUAUUGCUAAAGAUAUUGAUAUAAUUAAUGAAAUUUAAAUGUGUAUAUGUCCCGCAAACCGCAAGAGCAAACAACAAAGAAACCUCCCACAAACUGUGCUAAAACAAACGUAAGAAAUAAUAAUACUAAAAAAAGUGUCGGGAUAGUCUAGUUGAUAUUUGUGUAAUUUUGACCAGAGCAAAACUACACGAGAAAUAGAUCUAGCUGACUAACGAUGUGAAAGCCAAACAAAAGGAUCAAGAGCAAAACAGCUAAACUGCAAAACAGCAAAACCGCAACGAAGCCCAAUCAAUUCUAUGUGUAACAGAAGGAUAGUUGAUAGUCGAUAAUGUUAACUCUCUCAUCCCCCAAGUCCAUCAAUCCAUACACCGUGUGUUUCAUAUUAUUCCGUAGCCUACCUAUCUACGUAUGUAUCUCUAACGCUCGCUGUAUCCACAUAUAUCUGUAUCUCUAACUGUAUCUGUAAACCAUCACCGAUCCGACCACAACAGAUCACACUCUAAAAGAACAACAAUAAAUUCAAGUUUAAUAUUCAA